Molecule: messenger RNA, 1090 nt
Organism: Syzygium oleosum
Lineage: Eukaryota; Viridiplantae; Streptophyta; Magnoliopsida; Myrtales; Myrtaceae
Product: ATP-dependent DNA helicase Q-like 1
Exons: 3
Coding region: 1-624 (207 amino acids)
Source: RefSeq, a predicted model, not a curated record
AUGUGGAUCGGGUGGUUGGAAGAGGUGGAGAAAGCUCGGUUGCUGAGCUUGGCUCUCAAGUUCGGCUUCGACCAUCAGUCCGCCACCAAGUCCUUGGACCGUCUCGUUUCCCUCUACGCCGACAAAGGCCGAGAGUUUAUCACUGUGGAGCACUGUGGCGAUGAUUUUCUAGCAGAACUUGCCGAAACUAUGCAAGAUACUGAGGAUUGGGAUGAUUUGCAAGCUGCGGAAUCAGAAGCUUGUGGAGUUUUGGCUGAUAUGUUUGGCCAAGAUAUCCCUAAUGACGGCGAAUGCAAUGUUGUGCAUGAUGUUAAUAUUAUAGAAGAUUCUCCACAACCUGAGAAAAAUCAAACUUUUCUUGAGGUGGAUUCCUCUACUGACAGUGAAGACGAAGACAAUAUAUUUGGCAGUAAAAUGGGUAGGAAAUCCGCAUGCUAUAUUCCUGACCAAAGUAGUACUGCGAACAAUUCAUCCACUCAACUUCUGGCCAGACGAUCUUUAGAAUACAUGGUAUGCUUCUCCCAUGGACAUAGACAAUACAUGCCAAACCACUUAAAUCACUGUGUCACUGUUAUUUUCUCAUAUAAUUUAUUCUCUCCUUGGUCAUUGGCAAUUUGCUUGUGAUUCUGCACACAGCAAAGGACCUACACAAUGUACAUGUACAAAAGUAUUUAGUAAGUUGCUUAUGAGGCCUCUCAUCCAAUCAAAUGUCCAAUAGACACUCCUAACUUUUGGCAAUUACUUCCACAACCUUCAAGAUCCAAAAUGACAUAUUGGAACUCUUUGGUCUAUAAAAAAGUUGAUUUUAGUUUUGGAUGAUGUACAAAUACCUAUUUUCUCAAAUACUUUGAGAGUAUAGCAGAUCAUUAAAGUGUGGAACUUAGCAAUCCAGCGUCGUUGAAAGGAAUAUUUUGUGUAAACGAAGGCUUGUGGUUUCUUUGUGCACAUUUUUCACUUUCCAUGACAAUCCAUGUCAGAAACUAUUACAGUGCUGAAGAGGCUUAUUUCUGUUGAAGGACCAUAAGAGCACUGUCACUCAAGGUUCAAUAUCGUCAGUUUCAAAUAAAGGACAUUGGUCAGUUUCAAAUAA